This is a messenger RNA of Kockovaella imperatae, 897 nucleotides long. Its product is annotated as hydrolase. Gene Ontology annotation, cellular component: mitochondrion. NCBI's taxonomy places the organism in Eukaryota, Fungi, Basidiomycota, Tremellomycetes, Tremellales, Cuniculitremaceae. The transcript is spliced from 4 exons. The coding region runs from base 1 to 897 and encodes 298 amino acids. Gene Ontology annotation, biological process: L-glutamine metabolic process; oxaloacetate metabolic process. The record is from RefSeq and is a predicted model, not a curated record. Gene Ontology annotation, molecular function: omega-amidase activity.
AUGGCCCUGAUUCAAGCCAAACCAUUCCGCCUGGCAUUGCUCCAGCUUGGCCCGUUGGGCAGGGUGAAAUCCGCCAAUAUUGACCUGGCGAGAAAGGCGGUCGAGCAAGCUUCGAAGAGCGAGCCAAAGCCUCACUUGAUCGUUUUGCCAGAGAUCUGGAACAGCCCUUACGCCGUUUCAGACUUUAGGGAGUACUCGGAACCUGUUCCCGAACCUGGCUCCUCUUCUUCUUCAUCAUCAUCUUUAGAUGAAGGCGAAACUAUUAGAGCUCUUCGGGAAAUGGCUCGAGGUGCCGGCUGUUGGUUGAUUGGCGGAUCUAUACCUGAACGAGAAAUAUCCACAGACAAGAUAUACAACUGUGCCACGGUCUACGAUCCGGAGGGUCGACUCGUCGCUAAACAUCGUAAAGUUCACUUGUUCGAUAUCGAUAUCCCUGGUCGACAGACGUUUAAAGAGUCCGAGACGUUGAGUCCAGGAGACUCGUUGACGACAUUUGAAGCUCCAUUUGGAAAGAUCGGUCUUGGUAUAUGCUACGAUAUUCGAUUCCCUGAAAUGGCUAUGAUUGCAGCUAGGCAAGGUUGUAUCGCCAUGAUCUACCCCUCCGCCUUCAACACGACCACGGGGCCUAUGCAUUGGAAAUUGUUACAGCAGGCAAGGGCCAUGGACAAUCAAAUCUACGUGGCCAUGUGUAGUCCGGCCAGGAACAAAGAAGCUUCAUAUCAGGCGUAUGGUCAUACCAUGGUCGUCAAUCCUCUCGCCGAAGUGAUGGCCGAGGCGGACGAGCAUCCAACAAUCAUUUACGCGGACAUCGACCCAGAGAUGCUUGCUACGACUCGACGAAAUCUCCCCGUCACCAUCCAGAGACGAUUUCAAGUGUACCCCAAUGUCGCUGAAUAG